UGCUACCACUGCCCUACACCCCUACUUUUAUUUAUUUAGAGGACAUCAAGAAACAAAAAGAGUCAUCUACCCCAACCCUAUACUUACCAAAAUCAAUCCAUAUAAAAUAUAUACAUAUAAAAGUAGCAGAAUAGCAGGUGAGAUCACAGAUAAAAAAGCAUGCAGCAACAACUCAUGCACCAGAUGCAGCAGCAGCAGCAGCAGCACUUCAACACCACAAGUGUUACUACUGAUCACAUCCAACAGUAUUUGGAUGAAAACAAGGCACUUAUCUUGAACAUCUUGGAGAAUCAGAAUACAGGGAAGUUCAGUGAAUGUGCAGAAAACCAAACGAGGCUUCAGCAAAAUCUCAUGUAUUUGGCUGCAAUAGCCGACUGCCAAUCGAAGCCAUCUCCCAUUCAUCUUCAGCAGCAGCAGCAGCAGCAGCAGCAGCAGCAACAAUUGCAAUCGCACCACAUGGUCCCACAGUUCCAUAUGAUGGCUCAAUCACAUACAGCAUUUGAUCAGCAGCCACCCUUUACAUCGGUGCAGCAGCAACACCAUGCGUUACAGAGCCAGCUUGGCAUCGGCUCUAUUGGAACCAGUGGGAUCCACACACCACGAAGUGGAACCAGCAUGGAAGGUGAAGGAUCUGGAGCUUUUCCCGAUUUUAGCCCACAAGUCUAUGGGGAAGGCUCGCAGGGGAUUAGUAGAUCAGCAAGCCGUCCAAUAACUAAAGAGAACAGAAGCAGUAGUUCGGCUGAAGAGAACCCACAAAAGAAAGGCAAACUCAACAGAACAGCGGCUUAAUAAGUUAAGCCAGUGAGUUUUGACCUAAGUUGACUUUCGGGUGUUGUUUUGUGACAUCAGUUGACUCCCUUUUGGUGUCUACCAGCUCUAGCAGGUUUAUGUGGUAAUAAGACAGUCCACCAAGAAUGUUAAUUUAGAUCUAGUGUUUUAUGAGUGCUCCACUUGAGGAUGGACAUGGCGGCCUUAGGAAUUUCCGAUGACAUGACAUCUGAUAGGACAUGGAGCCGGAAGACUAGGGUAGCAGACUACUUGUGGGGACAUGUAGCACAUAUGGUAGUUUCACCUUACCUUCCCUUGUGUAUGUUUUCAAUGUACCUACUCAUUAUAUCUUUUUCUUAUUUUCC
Cynara cardunculus var. scolymus (artichoke) is the source of this 1133-nucleotide messenger RNA. RefSeq names its product GRF1-interacting factor 1-like. Gene Ontology annotation, cellular component: nucleus. Gene Ontology annotation, biological process: positive regulation of transcription by RNA polymerase II; cell population proliferation; leaf development. The transcript has 4 exons. Lineage: Eukaryota; Viridiplantae; Streptophyta; Magnoliopsida; Asterales; Asteraceae. Gene Ontology annotation, molecular function: transcription coactivator activity. The record is from RefSeq and is a predicted model, not a curated record. Bases 160 to 789 code for a protein of 209 amino acids.